UCACCGCUGGACGUCAGCGGCACCGGUGACCAGGGGAUGGAGCUGCAGUACGCACAGCCGGUGCGCAUCGUCGAGUGCGAGCCCGCCGGUGCUCAGGAGGUGACUCUGUCGCCGAGCCAGGAUGCCGACUCGGGCCGCACCUCAGUGUCGCCCACCGGGACCGCCUCGGCUGACGCCGACGCUCCGGAGCAGGCGCUGCAGACGCGUCUGCGACAGAGCCGAGAAUGGGUGGAGCUGAAGGUGCUGGAGAUGUCGCCCGACCUGACGCAGCUGGGCCACAGUCUGGAAGAGGCCCAGCUGCUGCAGAAGCAGCACGACGAGGUCCUCCAGAAGCUGGCCAGCAAGCAGUCGCCGGUGGAGGAGCUACUGAACCAGGCCGACCAGCUGAUCGCCAGCCAGAGGCCCAAGGCCGAGGUGUACUCGGCCAUGGCCGAGAGCCUGGGCCUGGCCUGGCGCGACCUGAACGCCCAGCUGGAGACGCGCCGCCAGAUGCUGCAGCACAGCGUGGCGUUCCACAGCCGAUCGCGGAACUUCAGCGACAGCAUGGACCUGGCCGAGCGGGUGUUCGGAGAUGUCCGAAUACCGUCCGACGCCGAGGAGGCCCAGGCCGCCAUCAGGCAGCUUACCGAGGUGAAGAAGAGCAUGCUGGAGGCCUCCAUGUUUACGCUGCAGGAGGGCAACCAGCUGCUGGAGAAGCUGCGUCAGCUGGCCCAGCGGGGAACGAUCGACUCGCGACCGAACAACAUCCGACCCAGCGUUCAGUCGGCCUGCGCCCAGGUGGAGCUGUGGCUGGAGGAGCUACAUGACCGCCGUCGCUGCUUGGAGGUGCUGUUCAGCAACCGGCGCACCAUCCUGGAGCAGUGUCGCACCCUGAGCCAACUGUACGCCGACCUGGGUGCCGUCCAGAAGCGAGCCGAGCUGGUUCGCCGGGAGCUGGCCGCCGGCUGUCAGCUGGGUGACUCGCCUGGCUCAGUCGACAUACUACUGCACCAGCACGCCAAGGUUGAGCUCGAGGCCAAGGCGGUGCAGGACCGAGCUCUGAGCCUGCUGCGGACGGCCGAGGCCCUGGUGCGGAGCGGCACGUACGCCCGCCACGAGCCCGGCACGCGCGCCUACGCCGUGCUCGAGAUCUGCACCCAGCUGAUGGAGGAGGCGGAGCGGCGGCGCGCCAUGCUCGCCGCGGCGGCACGCUUCUUCGGCCAGGCCCAGCAGGCGUGCGAGCGUCUGGACAGCCUGGAGGCGGGGCUGCGCACUGCACCGCCGUCCGAGCAGCCGCGGGUGCACGCUGAGACGGCCGACGAGCUGGAGCGGACGGCCGAGCCUGCCCUGCAGGCCGGACAUCAGCUGCUGGACCGGGCCGGCCGCGGCGCCGACGGCACCGAGGGCGUGUCGCAGUGUGUGGAUGAGCUUCAGCGCAGGGCUGACUCGCUGGGCCAGCUCUGCACGGCUCACAAGGAGGAGAACCUGCGACGCACGCAGCUGUACAACGACUUCCUGGAGAAGUACAACUCACUGUUCAGCUGGAUGGUGGGCGAGGGCGAGACGUUCCUGAGGACGCACACCGACCUGGGCCAGGCGCUGAAGCCGGCCGCUGACUUCGCCACCCUCCACCAGCAGAUGUGGGACGAUAUCGCGGACCACGGCCGGGAGAUGGACGCGCUGCUGAGCGCGGUGCCGACUGUGGGCGGCCAGCUGGAGCCGGAGCGGGCCGCCGACAUGCAGAGGAAGGCCGAGGACAUGCGGGCCCAGUGGAGCAGCCUGCAGAACAUCGUCGGCUCCCGGCUGGACCUGCUGCAGCCGUACGUGCGCUUCCACCAGCUGGCCGCCGAGCUGCAGACGACGCUGGAUGGUCUGCGGACCGCGCUGGGCAGGCCGGGGCUCACCGAGGAAGACAUCAAGCGGGUGGAGGACGAGUGGCUGAAGAUGCAGCAGCAGUACCACCAGCUUUCCACCGUCGGCAAGGGCUUCGUGGAAAGUGCGCAGCAGUGUAAAGACCCGUACCUGGACCUGCGCAAGGCGUGCCUGUGCGUCGAUGCCAUCCUGGAGCACCUGCGGAGCGAUCAGCUGAAGGUGACGGAGACCUACGAGCACAUCCAGAUGACCAUCACCACGAGCAAGCAGUUCAGCCGCGAUUGGGACGCCUGCAAACAGGACUCCCGACAGACUCUGGAGCGGACCGAGCGGCUGCAGACGGAGCUGUACCCGGUGCUGCGAGAGCCGGACCGGAACCUGCAGCGGCGCUCACAGCUCUGCCAGCAGAAGGCCGACACGGUGGUGCCGCUGCUGCAGCAGGCGCGCGCCGAGCUGGACCAGCGCAGCCGCACCGCCGAGAAACUCCGGGACAGCGGAGACACAAAGGGCGAGGCUGACAACUUGGUGCGAGAACUCACUAACAAGAGGGAACAAAUCACGACUACCACGUCCGACUACCAGAUGACGCUCCAAAUGAUGACGUCAUACUUUAAAAGUCUACAGGAGCUAGAGGAGCGGACUGAGCGGCAGCGCCGCCAGGACUCGAGCCGCCCCCUGCCCAGCGCGCCGGACGACUGUCAGGCCGCGCUCAGGGAGCUCGAGACCACACAGCGCACCUUCCAGGAGAUCUUCAGGAUCAGCGGCAGCGAGCUGGAGCGCCUGGAGGAGAAGGUGCGUCAAGUGGAGCCCCCGGCUGCCGCUCAGCAUGACGUGCACGAGCUCCAGCACGCCCUGGAUACAGAGAAGUCCAAGUGGGAGGAGACGCUGAGCUCGCGCCGUGAGCAGCUGGAGAAGCAGGCCACCUCGUCCGCCUUCAACUCGGAGCUCUUCACCAUCAACCACCAGCUGCAGGAGCUGAGCAGCCAGCUGUCCACCAUGCGCGGACAGUACGGAGAAACGCUGCGGGAGGCUGAGCAGACCAGCAAGGCGUUCAAGGGUUUCGAGGACACGAUAGGGAACACCGGGAAGCAGAUUCAGAACUUCGUCAGCACCGCUCAAGGCUUCUUGUCCGAGUCGCCGGAGCCGGAGCGGGUGAUGCUGGAGCUGAACACGCUGGAGAACAAGUGGUCCUCCUUCUACCGCCAAGUGGGCGACAACAGGAAGCUGAUCGAUCUUUCGAUCGACUACUUCCGGCUGGUGGAGGAGGCGGAGGACUGGUACAAGGACGGCGGGAAGCUGCUGGUGGACAUCGCGCGCAAGUCGACCCAGAUCCGCACGCCGGAGGAGGCGCAGCGCCUGCGCAGCGAGAUCCACCUGUUCCUGACGCCCGGCGAGGAGCGCCAGGAGGAGCGGCUGCGCACCAUCACCGUCAUGGCUGAACAGCUCUACGGCACGCGCCAGCCGGAGCGGGUGGUGACGGUGACGCGGCAGCACCAGGAGAUGGUGGAGUCGCUGCGCACCGUGCGCGAGGAGCUCCAGACGCUGGUGCGCACGCUGGAGACGGCCGACGCCGAGCGCGAGGAGCUGCGCCGCCACAACGACCAGCUGACGCUGACGGCGCGCGCCGCCCAGCAGGAGGCAGACGCGGCGCGCGCCGCCGCCUCGGCCGCCGACGAGGCCCGCCGCGCCGCCGAGGCGGCCGCCCUGGCCCUGCAGGAGAUGCCGCGGCCUAUCACGCCGCUGGUCGUACCCAAGGUCGACGUCUGCACCGAAACCGUGGCCCACGUGGAAAAGGUAACAGUUGACCGCGCCACCCAAGAAAUUCCGGUUGGUACCUCGGACGCCUCGACGCAGAAGAUUCCAGUUGGCACCUCCGAUGCAUCAACACAAGAGAUUCCGGUCGGCACCUCCGAUGCUUCAACGCAGAAGAUUGCGGUGGGCACUUCAGAUGCCUCAACGCAAGAGAUUCCAGUCGGCACCUCCGAUGCUUCAACGCAAGAGAUUCCAGUCGGCACAUCCGAUGCCUCAACGCAAGAGAUUCCAGUUGGCACCUCCGAUGCCUCAACGCAAGAGAUUCCAGUCGGCACCUCCGAUGCUUCAACGCAAGAGAUUCCGGUCGGCACAUCGGACGCGUCAACCCAGAAGCUACCCGUCGGCACUUCGGACGCGUCCACGCAGAAGAUCCCGGUGGGCACCUCAGACGCGUCGACGCAGGAGGCGAGCGUCUCGGUGGUUGACGCCGGGACGGUCCCGUGGCUGGUGGAGGAGGUCGCCCCGGUGUCGGCGUCCCGGCGACCGCGGCUGGGUCACGCGCCGCCGCCCGCUCCGCCCGUUUUCACCCAGCCGCUGCAGGACCGCACGGUGGAGGAAGGCGAGCGACACACCCUGGAGACCAGGGUCAUCGGAGAGCCGCAGCCCAAGACUAACUGGCAGAAAGACGGCGUAUCGUGUGACAACAACUCCGACUACGCCAUCACCAGCGAGAACGGCGUGUGCACGCUGACCAUCGAGGAGACGCUGGUGGAGGACAGCGGCACGUUCACCUGCCGCGCCUGGAACCCAGCCGGGGUCAGCGAGACCAGCGCACGGCUCACUGUCAAUGAGCCGGAGCCGCGGGAGCCGCUGUCGCCGCCGCUGUUCAGCAGGCCGCUGCGGGACGCGCGGCUCGAGCAGGGCGGCCCGCUGCAGCUGGAGGCCACCGUCACCGGACACCCGCUGCCCGACGUCACCUGGCUCCACAACGGCGUCUGCGUCGACGGCUCGCGCCGCUACGUCACCACCUACAACAACGGCCAGUGCCUGCUGCGCGUGGAGCAGGCGCUGCCGCAGGACCAGGGCAGCUUCGUCUGCCGCGCCACCAACGCGCUGGGCACCGACCAGACGGCCGCCACCGUGCGCGUGCAGCCGCGGGUGCCGUCGGAGGCGCCUCGGUUCACGGUGCCGCUGAGUAACGUGAUGGCGCGGGCCGGCCAGAAGCUGCGGCUCGAGUGCGAGGUGACGGGCCUGCCCCACCCGGAGCUCAGCUGGCGCCACAACGAUCGCCCCGUCCAGGAGAGCAGGGACACCAGGGUAACGUUCGACGGUCUGCGGGCUACGCUGACCAUUCCCGAGGCCUUCCCCAAGGACGCCGGCACCUACGUCAUCACGGCCAGAAACUCGGCCGGCGAGGCCACCUGUUCCUGCAAUGUGUCCGUCAAGGGUCGCCUGCCCACCGAGACGUCCGACUCUGAGAUGGCCAGCGACAUCGAGCCAGUGAAGCCGUGUAUCCAGGUGGAGCUGCGGGACCUGACGGUGGAGCAGGGCGAGCGGGCCCAGCUCGACUGCGUGCUCACCGGCCAGCCGGAGCCAGAGGUGAUCUGGUACCACGGCGACGAACCAGUCAAGGAGUCCAAGGACUUCCAGCUGCUGUUUCACGGCGACCGGUGCACACUGGUCAUCAACCACGCCCUGCGCGAGGACGCCGGACCCUACUCCGUGGUGGCCAUCAACUCAGCUGGCGAGGCCACCUCCUCCUGUCGGCUGCACGUGCUCGCUCCCCGAACGCCGACUCCGGAGGAGCCGGUUGAGGAGCCCAAGUUCACGCGGCUCCUGACCGAUGCCAGCGCCAGGGAGGGAGAGCGAGAGGUUUUGGAAGCUGAGGUCACUGGACUGCCAGAGCCCACGGUCGUCUGGCUCAAAGAUGGUCGUGAGGUCAAGUCCACGGAGAGCAUGAAGAUCAGCCUGGAGGGCGGCCGAGCUCGGCUGGAGAUCGGCUCGUGCCUCCCCCAGCACGCCGGCAACUACAUCUGCGUGGCGUCCAACCGGGCGGGCGAGGCGCGCUGCUUCUCGCACGUGACUGUGCGCCCGCGGCCCCAGCCCGUCCAGUUCCGGCCCCCGCCGCGCAUGGAGCCGCCCACGUUCGUGCAGAUCUUCAAGGACCAGCACGUGGCGACCGGCACGGACGCGCUGUUCCAGUGCAUCAUCGAUGGCAAGCCCAAGCCGACGGUGCAGUGGAUGUUCGAGGAUGGCGCUCUGCCGUCGGACAAGUUCGAAACGCAGUCGGAGGGCCAGCAUCACAUGCUGAAGAUCCGCUCCACGGAGAUGGGCCACAGCGGCCGGGUCAAGUGUGUGGCCGAGAACGAGAUUGGCAAGGCCACGUGCGCCGCACACCUAUCCGUCGAAGAGCCCGUGACCGACAUUUCGCUGCCUGUGACGGAACAGCGCAUUUCCACCGGGUCCAGCAAAGAGUCCUCCAAGUCCUUCGCUCUGAAGAAAACCAUGUAUACCGAAGUACAUGAGCAAACCCAGGUUGUCAACGGUGACAAGAAGCCCAAGCACGACGGGUUGGAGGAGCAGAGCCAGGAGGUUCACUCCAGUGUGACGGCCCCCUCGGACCAAAAGAUGCUGCGAACCACGUACGAAGAGUGUCGUCAGGACCGGAACCAGCAGCGGGUGGAGCGGCGGCCGGCCAAGCCACCGCGCUACCUCACACCACUGCAGGGUGUGCUGGUCAAACAGGGCGACACCGUCAACCUGGAGGGAGUCUACACAGGCUCCCCGCCCCCGGACGUCAAGUGGUUCAAGAGCGGUGUCGAGCUGGCGCCCGGCGACCGCGCCGUGACCUCGCACGACCAGAGCCGGGUCACGCUCACUCUGGAGCGGGUCACCGAGGAGGACGGCGGCCGCUACACCUGCACCCUCAGCAACCCGGCCGGCACGGCCACCAGCACCGCGGACAUCGUGGUGAAGAAGACCGUGUUCCCGCCGGUGUUCGACCACCGACUGAAGGCGCAGGUGGCCCGGCCGGGCCAGCGGCUCUUCUUCGAGGCCACCGUGAGCGGCACGCCGCAGCCGGAGGUGGUCUGGACCAAGGACGGCCGGCCGCCCGACACUCAGCGCACGACCGUCAAGCGGGAGGGCACCCGGCACAUCCUGGCCAUCGAGAACGUGACCCCCGCCGACGCUGGCAAGUACAGCAUCCAGGCGACGAACGCGGGCGGCGAGGCCACCUCCAUCGCCGACCUGGUGGUGUCGGACGAGGUGCCGGUGCUGGUGGAGCGGCGCCUCACCACCCAGGACCUGUCGGAGCGCGAGUAUAAAGCGACGCUAGAACGAAACUCAGCGGUCUCGAAGGCGGCUGAGCCAGCGACGCAGCCUCCAGCGACGGUGCAGCCCCCAGAGCCCCUCCCACCCGUUCCGCAGCCCCAGCCCGCUCCUUCCGGGGUCAGGCAGGCCAUCUCAAAGAUCGAGCAGACGCAUCAGUCUAGCUCGUCGGAAGUGGUGCGGCACACGCAGCCGGCCGCGCCAGCACCGAGGACGGUCCGGUCGCCGUCGCCGACCACCCGCCAGCAGACCCGUUCCACGGACGCCACGCAGGUGCAGAAGGAGCAGCGCAUGGUGACGAACAAGGUGACAGUCGACCUGCGCGACGCCGCACGGCCGGAGCGGCCCGUGGAGCGAGAGGCGAUCCCCGACACCCGGGCGGCCGUCACCGAGGGCAGGCAGGCGAAGGAGUCGAAGCUGGUCCAGCUGUCGGAGAUCGCGGCCAUCCCGCAGCCGCCGCCGGCCGGCAGGGCCGACGUGUGCAUGCCGAGUGCGCCGCCCGACCGGCGGCUCUCCGACAUCAAGCGGCUGAUCGAGACACAGAUAGAGGAGGUGGAGACGAACGGCUCGUCGGCCGAGCUGCGCGGCGGCGUCUGCGUGCUGCCAUCGGCCGCCGCCGCGCCCUUCCGGCCGUUCCCUGACCUGGAGCCGUUCCCGUACGAGCCUGAGCGGCCGCGGCCGGCGUCGGCGCGCGCGGUGCACCCACCCCCCACGCCGACGCGCUUUGUACCGGGCCGCUUCAGCGAGACCGACUACGAGAGCGACUUCGACGAGCGCAUCCCAACGCGCUGGCAGGCGGAUGGCUACGAGUACAUCGACCGGCGCGAGAUCCAACGGCCGGUGAGAGAGGCGGUGCAGCAGUGGCCGCCGCCGCCCGAGCAGCCAGACGCGGAGAAGGUGGCACGAGAGACGCGCGAGGAGACGCCACAGCCGCAGCUCAGAACGCGCACACCGAGCGGCGCGUCCGACACGCCGCGCGCGUUCUCGCCUCGCGCCACCCCCGAGGGCCUCAGCAUGCAGAAGAUGUGGUCGACCAAGAGCUACGGCAGCAACAUGGAGGAGCGCGCCUACGAGGCCGGCUACACGUCUGACUUCGCUGGCUACGCGUCUGAGCCGGAGCUGGCGGCGCUGGCCGCCCGCCGGCCUGAGCCCUACAUCCAGCAGAAGCCGAAACCGGCGCAGACUCAGCAGAAAGCCGUGUGGCAGCAGCAGAGCAGCAUGCGCCAUGUGUCGCAGCAGCAGACGUCGGCGCCGUUCCCCGAGCUGGCGCCGUUCCCGUACCGGCCGGAGGAGACGCAGGCGCGGCCGCCGCGCGGCCCGCCGCCGCGCAUGCCGUCCAAGUUCCAGAAGGGCGAGAUGCGCGAGUCUGACUACGAGAGCGACUACGAGGGUCGCAUCCCGGCGCGCUGGCGGCCGGCCGACAGCGGUGACGAGGAGCCGCACCCGCCGCCGCGCGCCGAGUACGCCGACUCGGGCUACACGGCGGACGCCGAGAACACGAUCCGCCGUCAGCGGGCGUCGCAGUACUCGGAGACGGUCGACCUCUCCUUCCAGUCGCAGCGCCCUCUGGCGGACGGCGACGAGCCUCGCUCCGAGUCCCCCCUGUCCGUGUCCAGCGUCCCCGAGCAGGCGGCGGACGUGGCGCCGGCGCCGGCUCGGUUUGGAAAUGGCAUAUGCUUUCUUGAAGGUGAUUCAGGCGGCCGGCGGUCCGGCGUUGUUCAGCAUGCGCUGACCGUGAGCGGACGCUCUCGCUUUCAGGCGGGUGAGGAGCCAGGCAGCCGCGCUCAUGAGGCGGUUCUAGACAGCGCUGUGUCGUCGCUGGUCGGGCCGACGCCGGGGUGGGGCGAGCCGGCGGCGGCGGGCCGGCCGGCGCCCGCCCUGACCGGGGCCCCGCCGGCGGGCGCGCCGCCGCCGCUGACCGGCCACCGGCGCACCGAGACGAGUCACACCACAAGUCUGCGUUCGGUCACCGAGCAGCGCACGCGGCGCGUCGUCAACCUGGGCGACGUCCUCAGCCCGGACACGACGGUCAAGCCGGAGCCGCAGCUGCAGCCGCAGCCGCAGGCGGCCGUAGCUGGCUGUGACGUGCAGCAGUCGGCAGGCAGCGCGCUGCGCGAGUUCUCUGGCAGCGCUGAGACGGCUGUGGACAGUGGGCGGCCGCAGCCGAGCUAUAAACAGGUUAACAGCAGUGAGACGAUUGAGAGAGUGAGCCGGCAGCUGCAGCAGUCAGCACAGAGACAACCAUCGCCGCCGCGGCAGCUCGUGAAGAAAAGUGUCACCUCCACAGAAAGCAUUCACAGGCAGGUCAAAAAGUUUGAAAGCACCACUGAGCGUGCCGUGAAGAUUGGCGACGCUCCCAUCCUCCCUCAACAGCAAACAGGUGGCACCACAAGCACAACGACGCGAGAAAGUGCCCACAACGGCUUCAACCAGAUCCAGACACGCACCGAAGCCGCCAAGCAGCCCGAGCCGGGCCCGGAGCCGGCGCCGUCGACGCAGAGAGGGUCGGUGACCACGACGAUGACGUCACAGCUGAGCAUGCAGCGCACAACCCUCAGCUCGCAGACGGCGGGCGGCGGCCCGGCGGCCGAGUCGGCGCCGAGCGAGCCGGAGCCGACGCGCGGCCGCGGCCGCGCCCGCACCCGCGCCGUCCAGCCCUCGCCGCCGCGCGCGCCUACCAAGUUCAUCCCCGGCGAAAUGCGCGAGUCCGACUACGAGAGUGACCUGGAGACACGCAUCGUGGCUAAGUGGCAGCCGAGCCCGGAGCGCGGCGCCGGCCAGCCGGGCUACCGGCGCGUGUCGUGCCCGUCGCCGCGCACCGGGCCCGCCUCGCCCGGCCGGCACCGCUCGCGCUCGCCCACGCCUCCCUCGCGCUUCGAGCAGCCGGCGGCAGCGGCGGCGCGCCGGCCGCAGGAGGCCUCGCCGUCUCGCAUCCCGCGCUUCUCGCCACAGGCGGCUCGCAAGGGGCUUCCCGGGAAGUCCGUUGAGGAGCCGCCGGCGCGCGCCGGCCUGGCCGCGGCGCCGGAGCCGGGGGCGUGCCGCGAGACGACGCGCACGAGUAGCCACCUCAGCCGGCGCACCACCACCGAGAGGAGGGAGACCACCCGCGCCACUAAGAUUCCUUCGCCUUCUCCUCCACCGACAUCUCGCACGCGUCAGCUUGUUCAGCAGCAGCAGCAGCAACAGCAACAGCAACAGCAACAGCAACAGCAGACUCAGCCUCAGACAAUACACCACCAUGUGCAGCAGGAGCAGAGCGAACAGCAGCCAGCGCGAAUCCAACAGGAAAGUCAUCACCUUCAGCAAACACACUUCACUCGCAUCGAGAGCAGCCGGCAGCUUCAGGAGCAGCAGCAGCGCACACAGAUCGAGCGUCCGUAUCAGCAACAGCAACAGGAGGCGUGGCUACAAAGCCAACAACCGCAGCUUCAGCAGGAGCAGCAGCAAACGCAGACGCAGCCUCAGAGCCUCUGUCGUCAGCAGCAGCGGAAGGAGGAGACGCGUCUGCAGACGGCACGCGAUGAGAGACUGGCGGUCACUGAAUCGCACCCUCCCAAGCUGUCAGAAGACCAUUCGGCCUCGCAGACAAACCGUACAGAGGCGUUGUCUCAGGAGCUCAGCGACAUGAAGCGGACGUUCAACUCUAAAGUGCAGCGACUGUCGGAGGAGGUGCGCUCCGAGAUGGGUGGACGGCAGCCAGCAGCUACAGAAGCCAGCCGAACGGCAGCGGAUGGUACCCGAACGACUGCGGGUGGUACCCGAACGGCUGCGGAUGAUACCCGAACGGCAGUAGACGGCCCGGCGCCCGCCACCAACGGACAGACAAUGGUCUACCGCAACGAGGACCGUGUCCGAGACUGCAGUACGAAGCACGUCGACGAAGGCUCAGGUCUCAUCUACUUCAAGUACGACUUCGGCUACGAGUUUGGCGUGCUGCAGCCGGGGGCGGCGCGGCCAGCGGCGGCGGCCGCUCCCGCGCGCGAGGCGCCUGGCCUCGAGGUGACCGUGGAGCGGACGCGCGGCGCCACCACGCCCGUGCCGCCGGCUCAGGAGCUCGACGGCGCGCAGUUGGACGACCUGGUGACGGCCGGCCGGCUGCGGCCCGAGAGCGCCUUCGGCACGCGCACGCCGCCCAACGUGCUGGUCAGCUACCCGGCCACGGACGGCGAGCGUUCGGACGGCGAGGAGGUGGCAGGGUCGGCCGGCCGGCGGCGACAGCGCCUGCGCAGUCCGGCCGCCGCCGGCGACACCGACCAGCCGUCGCCGCGCGCGCCCGUGCUGCUGCGCCCGCUCUCCGACGUGUACGUGCACCGCGGCGACAGCAUCGAGCUCAAGUGCAUGGUGGACGCGCUGCCGGAGCCGCGCGUCACCUGGUACAAGGACAGCCGCGUGGUGGGCGUCGGCGCCGGGCCGCCGUACCGCACCUCCGUCGAGAGCGGCAUCUGUCGGCUCAGUGUGCGAGAGGCGUACGCAGAGGACGCUGGCCUCUUCCGCUGUGUGGCGGCCAACGCUUUGGGUUCGGUGUCGACGGAAGCCCUGGUGUGCGUGGCAGGUGAGAAGUGAGCGCGCCCCGCCGGCGGGUGUUGUCCCGUUCGCCACCGUGCCGGGUCAGGAUGGGACGGGGCGGGCAAGCCGCGGUGGACCGGUGUAUGAGUCCUGUCGGACCUCCGGCCGGCUGGUCCCUGCGAGUCCCGCCGGUGGUCUCCGUGUGCGGGCGCGGACAGAGGGAGCCAGUGCGCAUGCGUGACCGUCAAGUACCGCUUGCUGCUUAAGCUCUGUAGACGACUGCUAGUCAGAUUUCCAUACGAGGCGCGGAUGGGGGUGCACUCUGAGUAGCGCGGUUGAUGUGAGGUGCCAUCGUUGCCAGACGCGUGUGCGAUACCGACGAGUUUGCUCUGUUGUCGACUUGGCUUCAGCCUGCGGGCAGCUAGUUUACGUUGUACAUACAUGUGGAAUGUUGUGUGUUCACGAUACGCACAGCGACUCUGUGCCUCUGUGUCACUCUGCACCUGUGACGUUUGUGUCGGUCUGCAAGAUCUGUAGCCCACGUGGCAUCGGCUGGACCCAGUAUCUGCACUGGCAUCGUCUCGCCGCACUUUUUCUCCCUGGCGAUCGGCUUCAGUCUGCGUCUUACUCGAAUCAGCGUUUGGGCAGCGUGUCUGUCCUUACUAAUGCAAUCAGCAACUCCCGGAAGCAAUGAUGCUACUGAUGUUGUGGUCGUGUUGUUAGCAAUACAUGAUAAAAUGGA
This is a messenger RNA of Pollicipes pollicipes, 12181 nucleotides long. Its product is annotated as titin. Gene Ontology annotation, molecular function: protein binding. The transcript is spliced from 54 exons. Lineage: Eukaryota; Metazoa; Arthropoda; Thecostraca; Pollicipedomorpha; Pollicipedidae. The record is from RefSeq and is a predicted model, not a curated record. The coding region runs from base 37 to 11496 and encodes 3819 amino acids.